AUAUAGACGCUUCUGCAGUUCUGCCGUGCGGUGUUCUGAUCUUCAGAUUGCGUACCGUUUUGGUGUAAAGCAUUUUCCGGUUUGCCGUAAUGGGGAAGAGAAAGAAGAACCCUAGAGUUUCCGACGAGGAUUUGGAGGAAGAAGGCGAGGAAGCGAGUCCAAAUCGAGAAUCAGCUCACGCUUCUUCUUCUUCUGCUGCCAAUGAGAAGAGCCUGUAUGAGAUACUGGGGGUGGAAAGAACAGCAUCUCAACAGGAAAUAAAGAGAGCAUACUAUAAGUUGGCUUUGCGCCUGCAUCCAGAUAAGAAUCCUGGUGAUGAGGAGGCCAAUGAGAAAUUUCAGCAGUUGCAAAAGGUUAUGUCAGUUCUUGGUGAUGAGGAGAAACGUGCAGUUUAUGAUCAAACUGGCUGUGUUGAUGAUGCUGAUCUUGCAGGAGAUGUUGUCCAGAACCUGAAGGAAUUUUUCCAAUCCAUGUACAAAAAGGUCACCGAGGCUGACAUUGAAGAGUUUGAAGCAAAUUAUAGGGGCUCGGAUUCAGAGAAGAAAGAUCUGCUUGAUCUGUACACAAAGUACAAGGGUAACAUGAGCAGGCUCUUCUGCUCUAUGCUCUGCUCAGAUCCAAAAUUGGAUUCACAUCGUUUUAAAGAUAUUCUUGACGCAGGAAUAGCUGCAGGUGAUCUGAAGUCAACUAAAGCAUAUGAGAGGUGGGCUAAGCAAAUAUCUGCAAUAAAACCGCCUACAAGUCCUUUAAGAAGGAAGAAGAAAUCUAAGAAAGACUCGGAAGAUUUGUAUGCCAUAAUCGCUCAGCGACAGAGUGAGAGGAGAGGCAAGAUGAAUUCUCUGUUCUCAUCCCUUGUGAGUAAAUAUGGUGGAGACCAAUCUGCUCCAGAGCCUAAUGAAGAAGAAUUUGAAGCUGCUAGACAAAAACUUGAGAGGAAGAAGAAGAAGAAAUCAAAGGGGAAGUGAACGGGAUAUAUGUGCAGAAAAAUUCAGUUCUAUCUCCAAGUUUAUCUUUGAAUUCUUGUUUGCUCUGUUUAGUGUUGAUUGGUGUCAUUAAUGUGUGCACCAAUUUUCAUUUCUCUAGCUCCAUCUCCCAAGUCUAGUCAUGAAACAAUCUGAGAACUUCUAGGUUUCUGGACAAAUUUUGAAUGUGAAAAGGUUUCUAAAAUAGGAAAAUGCUACUGCUGCCCCAAAGUAUUUCUUUCUUGUGCA
This is a messenger RNA of Ipomoea triloba (trilobed morning glory), 1211 nucleotides long. RefSeq names its product chaperone protein dnaJ 6-like. NCBI's taxonomy places the organism in Eukaryota, Viridiplantae, Streptophyta, Magnoliopsida, Solanales, Convolvulaceae. The record is from RefSeq and is a predicted model, not a curated record. The transcript is spliced from 8 exons. Bases 90 to 965 code for a protein of 291 amino acids.